CUUCAAAAGUAACUUCUUUUUUCAUUUUUUUCUUUUUAUUUCUUUACCACCAACUUUUGCUUGAACAAAUAGUAAUAAUGAGCGAUUACAAGAAAAGACAACAAGAAGCUCUGCUAUACGCAAUUAAUUUACCCAAGGACUUACUAGAGACUUUAGAACCUGUGGAGAAGGAAACCGAAGCACUUUUAGACAUUGAGGAAAAGAAAGAUGAGACAAUAAACGCGUUGGCGCUCGAGAGAUUACAAUUACAACAGGAUCGCUUAGAGAAUGGCGAAGAGAAUAGCACCAAUUUGACUUGUAACACCUGUGCCAUUUCUUUCAACGAGCGUGAAGAACAACGUAAUCAUUUCAAUACCGAUUGGCACCGUUACAACAUUAAAAGAAGAGUGGUUUUGGAUGUUAAGCCUGUAGCACUGGAAGAGUUUGAAAUUUUGUUAUCUGACUUGACAGAAAGUAUUUCCGGGUCAGAAGAAGAUGAUAGCGAAGAAGAGGAUAAUGACUUACAAAAGGAUAAUAUCCAUUCACUUGUUCAGAAACAAAAGAAGGAGCAAGAAGAAAGGGAACUCUUAUUAAACGAUGCAAAACAAGUAGUGUUACCCAUGAUGAAGAAGUACUCUGCGCUAAAUUGGUAUAGGCAAUCCAAUGUGAAGGAUUCGAGUCAUUAUGGUGUUUAUCGACAUCUAUUUAACAGUACUCACACCACAUUGAAAUCUAUUCAACAGUCCAAUUUUGCGAACAAGAAACGUACAUGGACAAUUCUGAUGUUGGGAGGUGGUCAUUUUGCAGGCUGUGUAAUUGAUGUAAAUGCUAGUAAAGGAGCGGGUGAAAAAUCGAUUGAUAAACAAGUUCAGUUUGUAACACACAAGACAUUUCAUCGAUACACCACUCGUAGAAAGCAAGGUGGGUCUCAAUCUGCUAAUGAUAAUGCUAAGGGAGCAGCCAAUUCAGCAGGUGCACAAAUUCGUAGACAUAAUGAGCAGUUGCUUGAACAGGAAGUGAGAGAAGUGAUAUCUCAAUGGCGUCAGCACAUUUUGAAUAGUGAACUCGUGCUUGUUCAUGCGCCCAGUGGUAAUCGCAAGAUCCUCUUCAAUUACCAAGGCGCAGUUCUCGAUGCCCAAUCGGUCAAAUCCAUCCCAUUUGUGACUCGAAGACCAACAUUGGGAGAACUUAAGCGUGUCUAUACUGAAAUUACCACAGUCAAAGUCGUACAGGUGGAUGAACAAGCUAUUGAAUCUUAUAAACAAAAAUGGAUUGAAAAUCAAGAGAAACAGAAACAAUUGAUGGAAAAAUCCUCUACCGUUUCAAAAAAGGUGAAGCAAGUUGUUGAAAAGAAUAUUGAUCCGGACUUGGAGAAGCUGCUGGAAUUGAUCAAGCAAAAUAAGACGACGGUGACCUUAGCAUUCAUUCAAAAACACAUGAAUUUACCGUUAUCGGGUUUAUUGCCACAAGAAUUAGCGAAUCAAGAAGAUCUUUAUCAUUACCCAACUAUUUUACAUAUGGUGUCUAAUAUGGGCGCAGCUGCUGAUUUAGUAACAGAUUUAUUGAUCAAAUAUGAUGUGGAUCCAACGAUCGUCAGUGAUGCUGGUAAGACUGCAUAUGAAGUGAGUAAAGAUAAAGAGACAAGAAAUGCAUUUAGAAGAUGCAUGUGUGAUUAUCCUAGCAAGUGGAACUGGUUAGAGGAUGCAAGAGUACCCAGUCCAUUGACAGAAAAACAAAUGAAGGAUCAAGAAAUUAAAGACAAAAAGAAGCUUGCCAAGGAACAAGAAAAGAAGCGAUUAAUUGAAUUGGAACGUCAAAAGAUACAAGAAGCACGUGAAGCAAAAGAAGCUGAAUUAAAGUUUGAAAAGGUGCAAGCAACGAGAGCCAAAAAUUACAUGUUGCCUAUUGUGAAUACGGAAAUUGUGAAUACAUCAAAUAUGACACCAGAAGCACGAAUGAGAUUGGAACGAGAAAAACGGGCAAGAGCUGCAGAAGAAAGAAUGAAGAAAAAAUAAAAAGACAAAAAAAAUAAAUAAAAACUCCUAUUUUUUUCGUCUUUC
Mucor mucedo is the source of this 2039-nucleotide messenger RNA. RefSeq lists its product as uncharacterized. The coding region runs from base 78 to 1994 and encodes 638 amino acids. Lineage: Eukaryota; Fungi; Mucoromycota; Mucoromycetes; Mucorales; Mucoraceae. Gene Ontology annotation, molecular function: nucleic acid binding; zinc ion binding. The record is from RefSeq and is a predicted model, not a curated record. The transcript has a single exon.